Messenger RNA from Macrobrachium nipponense, 7422 nucleotides. Its product is annotated as ecdysone receptor-like. The record is from RefSeq and is a predicted model, not a curated record. Bases 571 to 2334 code for a protein of 587 amino acids. The transcript has 10 exons. Lineage: Eukaryota; Metazoa; Arthropoda; Malacostraca; Decapoda; Palaemonidae. Gene Ontology annotation, molecular function: ecdysone binding; nuclear receptor activity; RNA polymerase II cis-regulatory region sequence-specific DNA binding. Gene Ontology annotation, cellular component: nucleus. Gene Ontology annotation, biological process: negative regulation of transcription by RNA polymerase II; cell differentiation; positive regulation of transcription by RNA polymerase II.
UGGCCUCUUCUCCCGGCACUGCUGGAAGAUCCGUCAUCAAACACCCAUCCCCCCUCUUCCCCUUCCCCCUUUCGUCAUUUUCCCCUUCCCCUCCCCUCCACAACCUCGCGGCUCGCGUCUGAUGUCCCUCCGAACCACCAUCCUGAAUAAUGGAUUAUAUCCUCCGGGGCAUUGCAAAAGGAGGGACGUGUGAUUGCUUGCUUCUGUUAUUACUGCUCUAAGCUGUCUGGUCUCAUUUCGUUGACCCGCAAAAUAAACACGUCUAUUUCUAUUUCUAUUUAUUUACACUAUAUAUAUAUAUAUCUCACGCCAUCGUUGCCAGCAACCUCCAGAGAAGUUAUCUCCGAAAACUUGUCUCUGGGCUAUCGGUCUCUGCGGUAGUCGUCAGCAGAACUGUUUCGGGAUAACAGCGGCAGCCUGUCGUCGUCGUCGUCGGUCGCGUCGUCUCGUCGUCCCUUCGAGAGAGACAGAGAGAAACUGUCUCUCCCCUUGAGAAGAAGGAGGUCCCCGAAAACCGUCACCCUGCAGAGGAGGGAGAGGAAAGCGGCGGCGCCCUCAACGCCCGGCCUCAUGGCUAAGGUUCUGUCGACGGGCGGCGUUGGAGGAGGCGGGGGCCACCACCACCACCAGGUGGGCGGGAUGUACGUCCUGGGCGGCGGCGGCGGCGGGGGCGCCGCGGCCGCCGCUACUCUCACCUUGGCUGCGGCAGUGUCGGAUGAAAGUUGUUCGGAAGUGUCGAGCUCCUCGCCGCUCACGGCGCCCACCUCCUCCUCCCUCUCCCCUCCCGCCCUCGUCAACGUGGGCCUGAGCGUCGGCAUGAGUCCGCCCAUCUCGCUGGCCUCCUCCGACAUCGGCGAGGUGGACCUCGACUUCUGGGACCUCGACCUCAACUCGCACAGUCCUCCUCACGGACUGGCGGCUGCAGCCGCCUCCACGACUUCGGUGCUGGUCGAGAGAGGCAUCAAGGCCUACUCGGAUACCUCGUCCAUAUCAGGCCGAGAUGACAUGUCGCCGCCUUCUUCUCUCAACGGCUACAGCAUGGAUUCCUACUCUGACCACAGGAAGAAGAAGGGUCCCAUAGCCCGCCAGCAGGAGGAACUGUGCCUAGUGUGCGCAGACCGAGCCUCCGGGUACCAUUACAACGCCCUCACCUGCGAGGGUGUAAAAGGAUUCUUCCGACGCUCCAUCACGAAAAAUGCCGUCUAUCAGUGUAAAUACGGAAAUAAUUGCGAGAUGGAUAUGUACAUGAGGCGGAAGUGUCAGGAGUGCCGCCUAAAGAAGUGUUUAAACGUCGGCAUGCGGCCCGAGUGUGUGGUCCCAGAGUCCCAGUGCCAGGUGAAGCGAGAGCAGAAGAAGGCCAGAGAGAAGGACAAGAAGGACUACCCCUCGGCCGGUUCCCCCUUAGUAGAGGAUAAUAAGCAUUCUCCUCUAAGCCCCUGUAAGCCAAAAGGACCGUCGAGUGCUUCAGUUCCUUCGUAUAAAAGUAAUAACGGAACCGGUAGCUUCAGUAUAACCCCAAUGGAUUGGCCUCAGGAAAAGGAAUCCUCAGAGGAAGAAGGUAGAGAUUCUAAGUUGCCUUUAUCAAGAGGAGGAGGAACUGGUGCCAAGCCUCUGACACAUGAGCAGCAGGAACUGAUCCACACUCUAGUCUACUACCAGGAGGAGUUUGAACAGCCCUCUGAAGCAGACAUGAAGAAAAUAAAAUUUACCUUCGAUGGUGAAGAUACAAGUGACUUGAGAUUCAAGCACAUAACCGAGAUGACGAUCCUCACAGUUCAGCUCAUAGUGGAAUUCUCCAAGCAACUUCCAGGCUUCGACACUCUCCAGCGUGAAGAUCAGAUUACUCUCCUUAAGGCAUGUUCAUCUGAAGUGAUGAUGCUAAGAGCAGCAAGGCGCUAUGAUGCGAGCACAGACUCCAUAGUGUUCGGUAACAACUAUCCCUACACACUGGAUUCUUACGAGUCUGCUGGUCUGGGAGAAUCAGCUGGAGCCAUUUUCCAGUUCUGCCGGAAUUUGUGUAAAAUGAAGGUGGACAAUGCAGAAUAUGCAUUACUGGCUGCAAUUGCUAUAUUCUCCGAACGUCCAUCGUUAAAAGAGCCGCAUAAAGUGGAGAAGCUCCAGGAGAUCUACCUGGAAGCUCUCAAGGCACACGUCGAAAACCGCCGCACCCCGAGAUCCUCGGUGGUGUUCGCGAAACUCCUGAACAUCCUGACCGACCUGAGAACCCUCGGCAAUCUCAACUCCGAGAUGUGCUUCUCCCUUACACUCAAGAACAAGAAGCUGCCGCCCUUCUUGGCCGAGAUAUGGGAUAUUCACAGUUGCGACCAAUACUGAACAGAUGACGUGCCCCCGCCACCGCCUCCCAGGUGCCAUGAAGGCGAGGAAGGAAGGAGGAAGGUUGUGAUGAAGUCGUCGACUGGGUGGGUGGUGGCCGGUGUGUGCCUACAAUAUGUACCUGCAGGCUGUGAGUGAAACAAACUGAUGCUGAUGAGGCUGUCAGACAAAAAAAGCAGUUUCAUAUUUGCUGCACUUUCAGCCAUCUGAUGAUGAUGAUGAUGAUGUGUCUGUGUUAGGCCUCUCUCUCUUUUUUUUUUAAACGUGUGACAGUGCCGUGUGUGCAUCCUCCCGCCACCAGUGCGAUGUCAGAUUCAUACUAAUGCGCUAUAGUGUAUGAUGAAAAAAAAAAGGAUUGGGCAGCUAUAUCAGUGUAGCCUUAGUUAAACAGUGUCCAAGUUGUGUUUCUGAUUCAUUUUAACGUUGUGUAGCUGCCUGUUGGACGGUUUAGAUUCCUCGAGAAACGUUGCGUGAACCUCGACAUAGGUCUAGAGAAGAACACUGAUGAUUAAAGCUACAUUGCCUUGUUGCCUAUGACGAGAGCGCAAAGCCACUUCAUUGGCAGGCAACGAACUCCACGUGCCUUGCUUAACGGUCAAGCUUCUGAUGUAUUUCCUACAAUAUUCUCACGGUGCUCUUGAGGGACUGAGGAAGUUAAAAAAUAAAAAUAAAAAAAUAAAGUGAAAUUUUAAGGAACAGUGCGAUGUCUUCUGAUAAAUAUUUUUAUAUGACUCCGUACUUGUUAUUUAAUGAGCUGGUAUGCCGUCCUUAAAAAUAGUGAACUAUUAAACAAAAAAAAUGUAUGUUACUUAUUACUGUGUAAUUAUCACUGCUAUUGAAAGCAUAAUUAUUAUUACCAAUAUCCUUGCCCUUAUACAUUGAAAGGUUGUGUAUACUGUACAUCAGUUAUUUAGCUGUCCUGUAUAUGUUAGACGAUUAUGUGACGGUAUAGUCAAGAAUGUGAAUGGGGUGGCAAUAUGCCCCGAAGAAAUGUGCAAUGUAGUGGAAUUUUUUUUCUGGGAAGAGAUGGAAUUUGUUGUAAAUGCUGAACAUAGAACAUCUAUGAGACCUAAAACUUAGAAAGAUUGCUAUUUUCUGUGUUAGAUAUGAGACUUUUUUUUUUCUCUCAAACAUUUAUUUUUGUAAGUUUAUCUUCUUAUAGGAAAAGAAUAUACAAGAAUAUAUCUGGAAUUACAAGCAUGAAAGAGCAAGUGUACUGUGUAUACAUAUGUAUGCACUACAGUAUACAUAUAUACAUUUUAAACAUAUAUCAACAUAAUCAGUUCAAAAUUCAGAGGUACAAUUUGACAUUUGAGGCUUAUUUAAGCCCCAGGGGAGAUUAAAUUCACAAACCUCGCUCUCAGAUCUAUAGAUUACAAGUAAGGCUUCAGCAUGUAACUUUCAUGCAAUAUUUUGAGAAAAAUUCUAAAGGUAGAGCCUCUGUGAAAACCUGCCAAUCAAAUCUGUCCUUUCAGGCUUAAUUGCUCUAAAAUAUAUAUGCAAUCUUAUAUGAACACAAUUAAAUGUAAUAUAUACAAUGUAUACUAUGUACACAGUAUUUGAAAUAUGUUUAACCAUUUUCCUCUGCAAGUACAGUGCUAUACUUGCAGUGUGCAAUGUUCUAUUAUGUUGUGCUGCAAACAUAGUGCUGUACUUUCAUUGUACAGUGUUCUGUGCUGUUGCGCUGCAAGUAUAGUGCUAGAGUUUUAGUAUGCAAUAUUAGACCUCUUGAUUAAAACAUAUUAUGGGGGAAAUACAGGCAGUCCGCUGGUUACACUAGGGGUUCCAUUCCACAACGUUGCAAGAACAAUCUAUAAAAAGGAGAAAUAAAAUUAUGAAAGUCUUACCUUUAAUACUAUGGUAUACUACUGUACAGUAUUGUAUUUGCAUUCUGAUGAGAUGUGCAACCAAAAACCUCCAAAUUUUUACUGUAUUGUAGCUGUAUGUACUUUUGCUGCUCCGUUGUGGCAUAAGACGACGAUGUAACCUCGGAACAUCCGCUGUAACCAGGAACCAAUAUUUUUACGAAUAAAUUUGAAAAGUGACAUAAACUUGGACCGACAUAACUCGAGUCUGACAUAACUUGGGGACUGUCUGUAUCAAAUUCAUAACAUUAACACCCCCAUUUUUCUGUUGGCAGUAUAACAUUCACUGACUUUAUUCAUUUUGUCAAGGACCAGAUUAGCACUCAGAGUAGAACAGGUCACUUGAGGUUUGUUUACAUCUCCAGAUCUCAACCAGUGACCUGCCUGCUGAAACGGUCUCAGAGGUCAUCCUUUCCAGACUAGGUGACGAAGGUUGUUGGUCAAGAUCAUUUUGUGAAAAUACGUCCAGUGCAAGUUUUCUGUUGUUUCCUGUUUACAGAUAGCAAAACAACUUCACAAAAUCAAAACUCUACUAAGUAGAUCUUCUGUGUGAGGCAUUUACAACUUGUUAUCAGUUAAGAGAAGUAUCAGUUUCCACGUCCAGGACAAUUUACCAAUUAGAGUAUUUAAAUAUUGUAUCCUUGCUAGAUUUGGAUGCCGAACCAAACCCUUUCCCCCCUGAAAUGCACCUUUUAAGCCCUCUGUAAUUGAAGAGAUUAAAAAAAAAACAGAGUCUUGUUGGUUCAAAAGUCCAUUAGAUUACAACAACAGGCUCUAUCCUCAUAAAAACCCCAAUUUUCCUGAAUCUCCUUUGAAUCCUUACCUUCCCCGACCUACUGACCAAAACCUUAAUAAGUUAAUGACAUUGAAGUGAAUUUUUAAAGAUAAAAAAACCUUGAUUUUGUGUUACGUUUCAGAUGCAGUAGGAAUUUUUAAAUUUACCUGAAAAGUACAACCGAUACUUUAGAUUAAGAUGCAAAAAAAACAAGUUCUUAAUAUAAGAGAAAUGAGUUGGGUGCUGAAACCAUUCAAAAAAUUUGUCCAGGGUGCUAUUAAAAUGUUUCCAGAAGGGCUCAGGAACUCUGCCUACAAUAUUUAACUUGAUGAGGUGUUGCUUCCUGUAAGAGAGAGAUGAAAAACGUAACAAGAAAGAAAGAAAGAGAAAGUGCAACACAUUUCCCAUCCAGGUUUCCUGAAGGGGAUGUGUGUAUGUGUGUAUGUUCUACUCUUGUUGUUCCUGCAGGUCUGACAAUCUCUCAUCGUGUCAAAUAUUAAUUUAGGAGCAUAGGUUGUCCUCCUCUUACACUAUAAUGCUUCAGAUUUAGGGAUACACGAUAUGGUCAAUCCAAUUCGAGAUACUGAAAGUCUGAGUCUUGGAGAAAAGACUGAGGACCUUCAAGUGUCUUGGUAAUAACUUCGAAGUCCCUGAAACUGGUGAAUUACCUCACCCUCGGCUUCUCUCUCUCUCUCUCUCUCUCUCUCUCUCUCUCUCUCUCUCUCUCUCUCAGUGUCGUGUACGCCUCCCCAUGAUACCUAGUUCACGUCUUGGACAGGUGAUGUUGUGUAUAUCUGUGGUUCUAAAACAUCUCAUAACAGGAUCCUUGUUCAGACUGAAAAUUUAUAUAUGAAUAUAUAUAUAUUCUAUUUGAAUCCAGUGCAUUAUCUCAUGUUAUGUUUGUCCAGAUUACUGAUUGUUUGCUAUACAGUUUCAAUGUUUUAAUAUUCUCUGUAAAGCAGGUUUUUUUUUUUUGGUAGGAAAAAAGCCUUUUAAAAAAAAGGAAUAUGUUGAAUGACAAACAUGUAUUUUGCGCAAGUGUAUAAGAUGUUCUUAGAGUGAAUGUGUGUAAUUAGAGAAAAAGAUUUCACCAUCAUCAUAGCCUUAAGGUCAUCUUCCAUAGCUCCUAGCUUUUUUUUCUCAUCUUCACAUCUUCAUUUUUUUUUUUUUUGGUAGCCACGUUCAGCACAUAGGAGGGUGUUUAGUCAAAAUGUGACGAGUUGGUCAAGGAUUAUCGAGGCUGAGACAAAAGAAAAGAUAAUAUAUAUAUAUAGGUCUUUCUGAAGUAGCAUUUUCAAUCAAAAUGGUUCUGAUUUAAGUUACAGAUCAUAAGUGCAGCUCUCUAAACAUUCUUCAGGGGUUUUGUUUCAGAAAUGAUGGACUCCUGAUUUUAUGGGGUACGUAGAAAGUGGGCUUAUGAAUAAUUUUGUUUCUUAUCCCUCUUGUUUCAAGCCUUCAGAGCUCCUUUGUUGUUAUGAGCUAAAGAGUUUUAAGAUAUCAAAGUUGUUGCAAGCAUACAGUUAAGUAUUACUGCAUUUACAGAAUCUUCCAAUACACGAGUGACACUCUAAUCUUUAAUCAGCUGAACACGAUAUAGGCCAAUGUGAUGAUUUAUGUACAUACUGUAAAAUAUACCCGAGGUAGGAUCAAUAUUAGCAGCAGACAUUUCAAAAUACAUUAUACCUUGAAUGCACAAUUUUAUUUGCACAAUUAUUGUCAUAUUUUAGACGGAUGAUCCAGCGUUAAUGGCCUUAUAUUGUGUGUGAGUUCAUCAUCUAUGCAAAAUUUGAUAUUUUGAAGCUAUUCAUUACUUGCCAGUAUUUGUUGCAAGUUUCCUCAUGAUUUGCAAAGAGAUUCAACGAUGACGUGCUUAGUUUCAGAAUGGCACAGCUAGGUUAAUCAAAUCAGUGGUGAUAACUCGCCAUUCCCCCCUCCAAAAAUCUGCAAGUGCAUUAAACAUGAUACAAAUUCUAUUUUUAUAUAUACAUUGGGGUUCCUACUGAUGCACCGUCACAGUCCUCCAAAGUCUCGACCAACUCGUUGCCGUUCUUGAUCAAUCUGUGGCUGGAAGUCCACCUGGAGAAUUUCAAGUACACAGUACAGUAUAUGCAUUCAUUUCACUGAAAGAGAUUUAUAGCUGUAUUUUCCUCGUGCGUCUGGAAUAUAUCAUCAUCUUAAUAAUAUUUUAUUUUGUGAGAACAGUCUUAUGAUAAUGUGAUCAGAUAGCGUUAGUGUUCAAUCACCUUUUUGAAAGGCCAUAAGAGGUAUGUCUUGACUGUCUUCUGACUGGUUGAUUUCUAUAGCCAAUAAGCCAAUUAGGUGUCAGUUAUACGUCCAUGCUCCUCCUCCAUCAACCAUUGUGAAAUUUUUUUUAAAUAAGCAACUCAUCAUUAAUUUUGAAGUGGAAGUUUUUAUAUUCAACUUGAAAAAAUAAAAUUAUCUUGUUUU